Messenger RNA from Vigna umbellata (rice bean), 442 nucleotides. The record is from RefSeq and is a predicted model, not a curated record. NCBI's taxonomy places the organism in Eukaryota, Viridiplantae, Streptophyta, Magnoliopsida, Fabales, Fabaceae.
UUCCUCGUCAAUUCUUGCAGUUGUUUGAACGAGGACUCAGAAGAAAUGGGAGCAAACAAAAGUGUCCACGUUGGAAGAUCAAAGCUAGACGUUGGAGUUGAUUUCACAAGAAGACUGUGUAGUUCUGACAUGCAGAGGCUGUCAAGAUGUCUGUUUUCUAUGGCUACUGGCAGCCUUCGCUUGAAGCAGCCUGGCCUAAUUUAUUACAGUGAUUUGCUAGAUAUGUCGUGGCACAAAGGGCUGCAUGAUUCAGACCUAUUGGUCACGUAUAGGUACCAUAGACCUCGACAUAUUGGUCCUCCCUCCCUCACCAUUAAGCAUUCAGUUUCACCCGAGCUAAGAAUCCAUGGAAUUCCCAUGAACAGUUUUCGCCAUUCCCAAAGUCAAGGUGUAAGAUUGUCCGAGUUGUCGAUUGGGUUUGAUUAUGUCGAGCCUUCUUUUU